UCCCCAAAUUGUAAGAGCCCAAAAAACCCAGAGAGAGCAAUGUCGAGAGUUCGAAAGCAGACGCAGAGAGUCUUGUAUCACUCAGAAGAAGCCUAAUUGAAGAGAUCCGAUUCCUUGGCGAUUUUUCGAUUCUCCGUAAGCUUUCCCGAUUGUUCCUCUCGUGCCACAAGUGGUAGAUCGUCGUUUGGUAGAGUAAUCUGAGAAGCAAGCAGAGAUGUCGAGAACCUUCUUCUAAUCCAUAACCUUGUGAAGGCUUUGAUAUGGCGUUGAAGCCGUUGAAUAACAUCUGGAUUCGGCGUCAGCAGUGUCCUUGUGGUGAUUGGAAGUGCUAUAUUAGAGUCGAAGGAGAUGAAUCAAGCUUCCAGGUAACUAAGAACGAGAUCGAAACAACAACAUCAUCAUCAUCGUCACCGUAUGAUACUGUGUUCAUGCCUUACGUUGGUCAAAUUUUCAGAACCGACGACGAGGCAUUUGAGUAUUACAGUGCAUUCGCUAGGAAGAUUGGUUUCUCAAUUCGGAAAGCACGCUCCACGGAGAGCCAGAAUCUAGGAGUAUACAGGCGAGAUUUCGUUUGUUACCGUUCCGGUUUCAAUCAGCCUAGAAAGAAAGCCAAUGUCGAGCACCCUCGCGAGCGCAAGUCCGUGCGAUGCGGAUGCGACGCCAAGCUGUAUCUGACUAAGGAAAUCGUUGAAGGAGUGACUCAGUGGUAUGUUUCACAGUUCAGCAAUGUUCAUAACCAUGAGCUUCUUGAAGAUGACCAAGUUAGGCUUCUCCCUGCAUAUCGGAAGAUCCAGCAAGCUGAUCAGGAGAGGAUUCUUUUGCUUUCUAAAGCUGGAUUCCCCGUGAAUCGGAUUGUGAAGUUGCUGGAGCUAGAGAAAGGUGUUCAGGCUGGGCAGUUGCCAUUUAUAGAGAAAGAUGUUAGGAACUUUGUUAGGGCGUGUAAGAAGACUGUUCAAGAGAAUGAUGCUUUCCUUACUGAGAAACGAGAGACUGACCUGCUUGAGCUUCUGGAGUCUUGCAAAGCGUUGGCUGAGAGAGACAUGGGUUUUGCUUAUGACUGUACCUCUGAUGAGAACCAGAAAGUUGAAAACCUUGCGUGGGCUUACGGAGAUUCUGUUCAGGCCUACUCUUUAUUUGGCGAUGUGGUUGUUUUCGACACCACAUAUCGGUCCAUCACUUAUGGCUUGCUCCUUGGGGUAUUUUUUGGCAUUGACAAUAAUGGUAAAGCAGUUCUUUUGGGAUGUGUUUUGCUGCAAGAUGAGAGCUGCCGUGCUUUUACAUGGGCUUUACAGACUUUUGUUCGUUUCAUGAGGGGACGACAUCCUCAGACAAUUUUGACGGAUAUAGAUACAGGGCUUAAGGAUGCUAUUGCGAGGGAACUGCCAAACACCAACCAUGUUGUAUUUAUGUGGCACGUUGUCUCCAAACUAGCAAGCUGGUUUUCUCAGUCUCUUGGGUCUCACUAUGAUGAAUUUAGAGCUGGGUUUGAGAUGUUGUGCCGAGCAGGGAACGUAGAUGAAUUUGAACAGCAGUGGGAUCUCCUUGUCACUCGGUUUGGUCUUGUUCCAGAUAGGCAUGCGGCUUUGCUUUAUUCGUGCCGAGCAACCUGGUCACCUUGUUACAUCAGAGAACAUUUUUUAGCUCACACUAUGACCGCUGAGUUUAAUCUGUCUGUAGAUUCUUUCUUGAAAAGAAUUGUCUCUGGACCGACUUGCAUUCAAGUAUUACUUGAAGAGGUCAGUGCUGCUGCAAGUCUAGCCAAGCAAAUCCCGCCGCGAGUUCCUUAUCCGAGCAUGAAAACAAGUAUGCCAAUGGAAGAUCAUGCAAGGGGGGUUCUGACGCCGUAUGCCUUUAGCGUAUUACAAAACGAAAUGGUUUUGUCUGUUCAGUAUGCGGUCUCUGAGAUGGCCAAUGGUCCAUACAUCGUACAUCACUUUAAGAAAAUGGAAGGAGAAUGUUGUGUGUUCUGGAAUCCAGAAAAUGAGGAGAUCCAUUGCUCAUGCAAGGAAUUUGAGCAUUCGGGAAUCUUGUGCAGGCACUCUCUUCGAGUGCUGGCCGUGAAGAACUGCUUCCAUAUACCGGAACAGUACUUUCUGGUUCGAUGGAGACAGGAGAAUCCCCUUGUCACUGAAGAGAAUCAAGAUGGACUAGGCAUUGGCGAUGACUGUGCUCAAACGUUUCAUUCGCUCACAGAAACUCUCCUAGCAGAGUCUAUGAUCACAAAGGAUCGGCUUGAUUACACUAACCAAGAACUUUCUGCGCUUAUCGAUCGUGUAAGAAAUAUUGCACCAGCUAAUACUUGUAUCAGCCAUGACUGCUAAUCCAUCAAGUGAAGUGUUUGGAGGAGGGCAGAUAUGUUUUUCCCAUUUUUUUUUAGGUUUUUUUUUAGUUUCCGUGAGAUACAUCCUUAUUACAAAAGUUUGUUCAGAACUAUCAAUAAGACAUGUCUGAAAAACCUUGUCUCUCCACCUUCUGUUGACAGGCUAUGCACAAAAUGUAGAUGAAGUCAAAACAGUGG
Messenger RNA from Eutrema salsugineum, 2518 nucleotides. RefSeq names its product putative protein FAR1-RELATED SEQUENCE 10. Lineage: Eukaryota; Viridiplantae; Streptophyta; Magnoliopsida; Brassicales; Brassicaceae. Gene Ontology annotation, biological process: regulation of DNA-templated transcription. The transcript is spliced from 3 exons. Gene Ontology annotation, molecular function: zinc ion binding. The record is from RefSeq and is a predicted model, not a curated record. Bases 261 to 2321 code for a protein of 686 amino acids.